Molecule: messenger RNA, 2209 nt
Organism: Dioscorea cayenensis subsp. rotundata (Guinea yam)
Lineage: Eukaryota; Viridiplantae; Streptophyta; Magnoliopsida; Dioscoreales; Dioscoreaceae
Product: protein kinase and PP2C-like domain-containing protein
Exons: 10
Coding region: 11-2101 (696 amino acids)
Biological process (GO): protein phosphorylation; protein dephosphorylation
Cellular component (GO): cytosol; nucleus
Molecular function (GO): protein kinase activity; ATP binding; protein serine/threonine phosphatase activity
Source: RefSeq, a predicted model, not a curated record
CAAAAAUAAAAUGAAAAAACGAAAAACGAAAAACGAAAACGAGAAUUCUAUUUCCAUUUUCACCAAUCUUCCUCCUUUUUCUCCCUCCAUUCCUGAGAAUUCGGAAACCUUGAAACCCUCAUCAAUGGUGGUCAUCAUCCAUCCCAACACCUGCUACCGUGGCUGCUGCACAAGUGAUGCCAUUCCCCUCCAACUCCCCUCCUCCUCCUACUCCCUCCUUUCCCCCAUCGCCAAGGGCUCAGAGAGCACCGUUUUCGAGGCCACGCUCGAUGGCCGCCGCGUCGCCGCCAAGAAGCCCGUUCUCUCCACGUCCGACGAUCUCGACAAGUUCCACCGGGAACUCCAGUUGUUGUGCUCUCUGGAUCAUCGGGGAUUGGCCCGGCUGGUGGCGGCGCAUGCCAGGCCGCCCAAUUACUUGUUCUUCUUCGAGUUCUAUGAAUCGCGGAAUCUUUCGGAGAAGUUGCAUUUGGAGGAAUGGACGCCCUCCAUUCAGCAAUCGCUUGUUAUUAGUUUAGAACUGGCAAAUGCUCUGAAGUACCUGCACAAACUUGGGAUUGUGCACAGGGAUGUAAAACCUGCAAAUAUCCUUCUUGACAGAAACCUUCAUCCACACUUGGCAGAUUUUGGAUUAUCUAUGUACAAGAAGGAUCUCAAACACAUUUCAGUUGAGAAUUGGAAGUCGGCUGGCAAGCCUACGGGUGGUUUUCAUAAAAAGAACAUGGUUGGGACAUUAAUCUAUAUGGCACCAGAAAUAUUGAGAAAGGAUAUACACACAGAAAAAUCAGAUGUAUACAGUUUUGCAAUAUCAAUCAAUGAGCUUCUUACUGGUGUUGUUCCUUAUACAGAUUUGCGUGCGGAAGCUCAGGCGCACACUGUACUUGAAAUGAGCUAUACUGAGCAACAGCUCACUGCAGCAAUAACAUCUCAAGGAUUGCGGCCUGUUUUGGUUCAACCUGAGGCAGGUGUACCGCCAUCUUUAGUAUCACUUGUACAAAAGUGCUGGGCUCCAAACCCUUCAGAAAGACCAUCUUUUGAUACAAUAGUUGAGGAGCUUGAAACAAUUAUGAAGGAUGUGGUGAAAACUGAAAACAUGGAAACUUAUGAUGCUCUCCCAUCAUUUAACUCCCUGGAUCAUUAUCAAAACGGCAUCAAGGAUAUCCCGCGUUUUGAAGAAAACUUGAAUUGGAUGUCUCAAGGGGAACAACUAGCCAAAAAUAUAUCCAAUAUAGAAAAUUCCAAUUUGAGACUAUGGUCUACUUCUCAAUGUGAACCCCUGCAUUACCAGCCCACGUUAUCUUGCGGCUCAUUCGCAACUUGUGGAAGAAGGGAGACGAUGGAAGAUACACAUUUUUUACUUCCUCAAAUGUGCAAUGAGAAGGAUGUUCAUGCAUUUGGGAUUUUUGAUGGUCAUCGAGGUGCAGCGGCUGCUGAGUUUUCUGCUCAUGCACUACCUGGUUUCUUACAGGAUUUAGGUUACACAAGCAGUCCAUCUGAAGCACUUACUGAAGCAUUUAUAAGGACGGACAUUGCAUUCAGAAAUGAAUUAGUGCUACACUCUAAUUCCAAAAGGAUUCUUCACAAGGACUGGCAUCCAGGUUGCACUGCAGUUGCAACACUAGUGCUAAGGGACAAGCUUUAUGUUGCAAAUGCCGGCGAUUGUCGAACAAUUCUAUGCCGUUCUGGUCACCCAGUUCCCCUGAGCAAGGACCAUGUUGCAAGCUGCCCUGAUGAGCGAGCUCGUGUUAUCAAACAAGGCAUGGAUGUGAGAUGGCAAAUGGAUACAUGGAGGGUUGGUCAGGCUGCUCUGCAGGUAACACGAUCAAUUGGUGAUGAUGAUCUGAAGCCUGCAGUAACAGCAGAACCUGAGAUAACUGAAACUUCAUUAUCACCAGAUGAUGAAUUCCUUGUAAUGGCUAGUGAUGGUCUAUGGGAUGUUCUUAGCAAUGAGAAUGUUAUAUCAAUCAUCAAAGACACUGUUAAAGAACCAGGAAUGUGUUCCAAGAGACUGGCUACUGAAGCUGCUGAACGUGGCAGUAAAGAUAAUAUCACUGUUAUUGUUGUUUUCCUCCGUCCUGUUUCUACUGCUGAGAGGAUUUACUGAUUCAGGUAUCAUUCAAUCACAAACUACUGUCAUUACUUCUAUUCCCAAUUAUUUCGAAUUCUUGAUAAUAAUGAUUGGUUCUAUUUAAAAAGGUUUUAUAUUUCUGCA